UUCCUGCUAAGACAAACUUACAGCAAAAGUUUGGAACAUAGAAAAUUAAAAUGGAUUCUUACUCAUAUGCUAUUUCUUCUUCUUCUUCUUCCUCUAGUUCUACUCCAUUUACCACUUAUCCAAAAGAACAAAAGAAAAAUAAAAAAUUGCCCUCAUAUUAUUCCUCACUCCAUGGAGUUCGAACGCUCCCAGCAAAACCAAUGACCAAACAACCAAUUGCACCAUUGCCACCAACACCUCCUAAAAUCUACACAGUCGAACCUGUCAAUUUCAAGGAAGUUGUCCAAAUGCUCACUGCAGGACCCGAGUUUCAAUCCGUCUCCAAUAAUUCCCUCUCCAGUUCUGAUUCUGGUUCUGGCUCUGGCUCUGGCUCUGGCUCUGGCUCUGGCUCUUUCAAUUCGAGGCGUUUACAAGAUGUCGCUCCUCCUCCACUUGAUCUCUCACCGGUCUCGUUUCAAAGAAAUAAUGGUAAUAAUACUAAUGAUAUUGCUGCACAAUGGCACGAGUUCCUUCAUCCUCCUUCUUCUUCUUCAAACAUUAACCAAGUUGAAUCAUUUACCGCGGCAUGCAAUGACUCAUCAACAAAUGAAGCACAGGAAAGAUCACAUGUAGCACCCCGAAUUCCAUCAGAAAAUUAUUUUGGAUCGUGCAGUCCACUAGCUAAUUGCCCUUUAUCGCCCUCUUCUUUUGCAUGGUGCUCUUCUAUUCUUCUCAGCCCUGGCACUCUGACUUCACCUAGUGCGGUUCUUUAGUUCCUUUGCCAUUGCCUCAACUACUAGCGGAGACGGGAUUUUCACCAAAGCGUUCAACAUCUACUAUGUUUACAUAAAAAUAAAUCUAGCUCCACCCCCUGCCUCAACUCAUUUGAGAGUUUGUUCCGAAAAUGAGUAUUACAAUUUACGUGUGGGUAGAUACUCAAGAGUUUGAAUUGGAAAUAAAAGAUUUCACAAUUCAAACACUUGAAGCUGUUUUCUUCUUUUUUUAAGUUUCACCUUUACUCCCUACUGCAAAAUAUCAUAUAUGUAUUUCCGCAAUUAUAGUUUGUAAUUUGAGGCCUCUUUGGGAAUUCUCAAGAGCAUUGACAUUUUA
Messenger RNA from Lycium barbarum (goji berry), 1089 nucleotides. RefSeq lists its product as uncharacterized. The record is from RefSeq and is a predicted model, not a curated record. Bases 51 to 752 code for a protein of 233 amino acids. NCBI's taxonomy places the organism in Eukaryota, Viridiplantae, Streptophyta, Magnoliopsida, Solanales, Solanaceae. The transcript has a single exon.